CCAGAACUGCAUCUCAUUCAGUUGUGGCUGUCUCAGCUCUUCUAUCACUUUGGAAUAGUGUUGAGAUGUCAUAGUUUUUAUUUAUUGUGAGAGACUAAAGCUAAAGAAGUCUUUAUGCUGAGAGUUGCAUUCCUGAAAAUAAAAAUGGUAUUUAUCAUCUCUGACACUACCUCCUAAUCAGCAACGCUAGGCUUCAUCAUCCACACAGAAGGAACUAGAAACUCACAGAGAGAAGUUAAAUUUUGAAGACUUCAGCUACAGUAAGGUUACGAUGCCUGUUGGGUUGAGCACAGAAGCCUCUACUUUAGCACUCCCUCAUGGACAAAGUCCCAGUAGGAAAUAAAUGGGCAGGAUAUUAAAGAAUCUUUGACAGAUGUUGAAGAUUUAUUUAGUGAUGGUGAUCAGACACCAAUGUUAAAAAGAAAAGCACUUAAUUUGACUCUGCAGAAAGAUGCAGAAACUGUAACUGAUACAGAAGAUACAGAUCUGUCUGGAGAAGAGGAUGACAUUAUAAAGGAAGAAAGUAACAUACCCACUAUUCAAGAUUUAGGCCUUCUUCCUGAACCUAAUAAAGAGGUAAUAAACUUGACUGAGGGUUAUGCUAGAGGAGCUAGUCCUAUUCUGCACUCAGAUUCAGAACCAGAAAGUGAGGAUGUACAAGGAAAGCAUAUGAAGAACAUAUUGAGGGUAGAUAAAAUGAACCAGCUUGAUCUUCCUUCUGACGAUGUUGCAGAGGCUCUUACUGAUGUUGAAGAUAUGGUAGCCUCAGGAGAUGAGGAAGAGGUUGUUGAAGCUGAAGAUUCUCUUCCAGAGCAUUACAUGGAUCAAAGUGAAGGAGUGUCUGAUAGGGAAAAACUAAAAGCUUCAUCUCCUGCCCCUAAGAUCUUUUUGGCUGAAAGUGAAGACUUAAGUGAUGAUGAUAAAAAAGCUCUAAAGCAUAACAGACAUAAAUCUAAAGUUAUUCUGGAAGUAAAUCCUCAGGAAGGAGGCACAACUGAUGUUGAGGAUUUAGUUUUGAGUGAUAAAGAAGGAAAAGAAAAGCCAGAGUGUGGUAAAAAUAAAAAAGAAAAAAUAAGAAGAAAGAAACAGAUUAGGCGAAAGACAGUGCCUAAGAAGACAAUCGCAGCAAAGUCUCUCAUUGUUCUGACUGGUGAUUCCAGUGGUUUGACUGAUGUUGAGAUUUUAUCUGGAGAUGAGGAUGAGGGGGUAGUGGAGGAUGAAGAUUUAGGCUUAAUAGUGCCAGAAAUAGACAUAGGCAUCUUAACAGAUUCUGAGGAUGUAGAAGUUUCUGACACUGAAGAUGUGGCUGACUUGAUGCCCAAGCCUGUGGAUAAAGUUGAAAUAUCCCUUAUACCAGAUCCUCACUCUGAAAGAGUUAAAAUUAGUGAAAUAGAAGAGGCAGCACAAGAAGAAUCUGGAGGUGAAACAGAAGAGGAAGGAUUUGAACUAAAUGAAAAGGAUGACGAGAAAGCUUUAAACCCUCGGCAAACAGUUUUGCAUGAGCCUAUUGUAAUUGUAGGGAAGGAGACACUUGAUGCAGAUGAGGAAACAUAUGAAGCUGCUCUUACAGAUACUGAAGAUUUAGGUAUUGAUGAACAUGAGGAAGAAGAAUUACUUGCUCAUAUCACAAUCGUUUACCAGAAGAAGGGGAUAUUUAUACAAUUACUGAAAUGGAAUCAUGCAGUGGUCAGAUUACGAAAAAAGAGAUAAUGAAAGAUUGCCAAGCUAAACAAAUCGAAGAUGCAGAAUUAACUGGAUUUUUUCUGCAAGAAGAUUUUGAAGAUAAUGCCAUAC
This is a messenger RNA of Cherax quadricarinatus, 1794 nucleotides long. NCBI's taxonomy places the organism in Eukaryota, Metazoa, Arthropoda, Malacostraca, Decapoda, Parastacidae. The record is from RefSeq and is a predicted model, not a curated record.